UCCACCUCCUCCUCCUCCCUCUUUCUCCGCGAGAGAGAGGCCGAGCAGCGACCGCGGCGGCGCUCUCCCCCCUCCCGCCGCCUCCACCCACCCCGUGCUCGCCGGCGGGGCGAAGCCUCCGGUGACAAUCCCCGAUCCGAUCGCCGCGCUCCUCUCCUCUACCCCCAUCCCCUCCUCCUCCGACGCCUCCGCCCGCCCGCCGCCGUACCCGUACCAACCGGAAAGCGCAGCUGAUCCGGUACGAAACCCUAGCUGAUCCCCGAUCUGGUGCGCGCGCGAGCGCGCGAGAUCUUCUGGUGGGUUUGCGGUUGGUGAUUGGCCUCUCUCUCUCUUUUACCCUAGUCGAUCUCCCCGUUCGUCCCCUUGACCUCGAGUUCGACCGCCGCGCGCCGAUCUCCAAUCCCGCGCGAGCAGCGGGCGUCUGUGCUUCCGCGCGGAAUCCUCCCGCGCCGGUGACCAUCCAUGGAUCUCAAGGAUAGCCUCUCCAAAUUUAAGCAGCAGCAAGAGAGGUGCCAAUCAUCUUUGGCCAGCAUAGCUGCAUCGACCUCAAAACCAAAGCACAGGGCCCAACCGGUUAAUGCUCCAUCCGCUCCAGCAAGGCCACUACAACCUAUUAAGUUUUCAAAUGAUACAGAAAGGCUACAACACAUCAAUUCAGUUAGGAAAUCUCCUAUUGGAGCACAGAUCAAACUUGUCAUUGAAUUGCUGUACAAGACAAGACAAGCUUUUACUGCGGAGCAAAUAAAUGAAACAACUUAUGUUGAUAUCCAUGGGAAUAAGUCUGUCUUUGACAGUCUGAGGAACAAUCCUAAAGUACAUUAUGAUGGGAGACGUUUCUCUUACAAGUCCAAGCAUGAUUUGAAGGGAAAAGAUCAACUACUUGUUUUGGUAAGAAAGUAUCCGGAGGGUCUUGCUGUGGUGGAAGUCAAGGAUGCGUACCCAACUGUAAUGGAAGAUUUGCAGGCACUGAAGGCAGCAGGUGAAGUUUGGCUGUUAUCGAACAUGGAUUCCCAGGAGGACAUUGUGUAUCCUAACGACCCAAAGGCAAAGAUCAAGGUCGACGAUGACCUGAAGCAGCUCUUCCGGGAGAUGGAGUUACCGCGGGACAUGGUGGAUAUCGAGAAGGAGCUCCAGAAGAAUGGCAUCAAGCCCAUGACCAACACAGCUAAACGGCGGGCUGCAGCACAGAUCAAUGGGGUGCAGCCCAAGGCUAAGCCUAAGAAGAAGCAGCGUGAGAUCACACGCCGGACCAAGCUCACGAACGCCCAUCUGCCUGAGCUGUUCCAGAACCUCAACACUUGAUUGCUCUACGCUUAUUCGACGUCAAGUGGAGAUAUUUAUUUCUGUCCUCACUCUACCUACUGCAAUGCUUUAUAUACCUGCUACCCUUAUUGUGUAUGUUAUAAAUGUAAUUCCGGCCUCCGGGAGCAUAAUCUGAGACGGUCAGCUUUGUAAAACAUAAAUCAAUUCAAGAGCUUGAGAUGGCAUACCUUCGCCUGUCAA
Molecule: messenger RNA, 1503 nt
Organism: Oryza sativa Japonica Group (Japanese rice)
Lineage: Eukaryota; Viridiplantae; Streptophyta; Magnoliopsida; Poales; Poaceae
Biological process (GO): transcription initiation at RNA polymerase II promoter
Cellular component (GO): transcription factor TFIIE complex
Molecular function (GO): TFIIH-class transcription factor complex binding
Source: RefSeq, a predicted model, not a curated record